AUGGAUUCGCCCACGCGAAAGCCGGCAGCCGCCCAAGUGGCGCUCCCCGCUCCAUCGUCAACAACGACAACAACAACAUCGUCAGCAUCGUCGACAUCAUCAACAUCAGCAUCAGCCUCGUCGACAUCGCUGGCGUCCCCGCUGAAGCGUCCAGCUCCAUCUCUGCUGCCGCCCUUUGAGCCCUCAUCCUCGCCUGGCCUGCCCCGGCCUGCCAAACGCCAGAAUGUCGGCUCGGCUCCCCAUCUGCGCUAUCCCACGCCCAACAUCCCAACCUCCAGCACCGGCAUCCUGUCCAGCUCGCCUCUCCGGGAAAAGCUGAGCCGAGGCGCCUCCGAGCGGACGCCCCUCUCAGCCGUGCCGUCCAUUGAGCUCAACGAGAAUGGCGAGAUGCUGCUGAUGGGCCGGUCCUCCAACUCGUCUCACUUCCAGCUUUCUGCCAACCGUCUCAUCUCACGCGUGCAUGUCAAGGCCCGAUAUGUGCAGGCGGCCACUCCCCUGGAGGCUAACAAAAUCGAGAUUACCUGCAAUGGCUGGAACGGCCUGAAGCUGCACUGCCAGGGCCGGACGUGGGAGCUGCUAAAGGGCGACAGCUUCACUAGCGAGACGGAGGGAACUGAAAUCAUGGUUGAUGUUCACGAUGCCCGCGUCCUGAUCCAGUGGCCCAAGCGCAGCUCCUCGGUGGUGGACGCCAAUGGUCUCCUGUCGGAUGCCAGCUGGGAAGACUCGCCGCCGCGCUCGCAGACGAGGGCCUCGGCCAUGCUGCAGGCUUCCCCUCUGCGGCGACCUGCGCGAAUCCAGUCCCCUGAUAGCCCCACUCCGGCACCUCGACGACGGUCUGUGGUAGCAGCAGACGAAGAGACGGGCAUCCAGAUCUACGAGGACGACGACGAAAACCUGCCCGACUCUGAUGGCCAAGAGGACCCUGAUGUCUCCAUUAGCAUGCGGACCGAGGCUACGGCCAGCUUCUCCAGCGAUUUUGAACCUGAUGAGGAGGAGGACGACGAGAGUGAUCCGGACGAGGAAAACGAUCCAAUCAUCCACUCCUUUGGCCCGUAUGGCGCCAACAUCUCGACCCGCAUGGCGUCCAUCUCGACGAAAUCGCCUCGCGUGACUUCUUCCAAGCGGGCCUUGAAGAAGGGCUCGACCGAGACUCUGGUGCCUAGGAAAACGACCCGGGAUUUGGACAGUGCCGAGACCAGCCCGCGCAAAAGGGCAAAGAAGGAAGCAUCUCGCGAGCAAACCCCAACUCCCAAUGGACGACGAGAGAAGGAAGAGGAGGAAGAAGAGAAAGAAGUCAAGAGAGAGCAGGAGGAAGAAGAAGAAGAAGAGGGAGAGGAAGAGGAAGAGAAGCCCCCCAAGAUUCUCUCGGAAGCCGAUGCCGCCAUCUCUAACCAUGUCGUCAACCAGCUCGCCUACUCUCGCUUGUCUUCCACGCCGCUGUCCACCAUCAUGCACAACCUGCCUGCCGAGCAGACCAAGGACCUCUCCCGGGACGCUCUGAGGGUGCUCAUCGAGACCACUGCUUGCAUUGGCAUCAUCGAGCGCCAGGGCAAGGACGCUGCCGGCAAGGCUCUGGAGAGCGAGUAUUACUACAUCCCCGAGGCCGACACCGAUGCUCAGCGACGGGCGGCGGUUGUGGAUGGACUGCGGAAGCCCAGCUUGCGGGCGUGCCGAAAGCAGCACAAGCAAUACUACUGGAAGCGCCCUAAGACGCCUUGA
This is a messenger RNA of Trichoderma asperellum CBS 433.97, 1719 nucleotides long. RefSeq lists its product as uncharacterized. Gene Ontology annotation, molecular function: protein binding. The record is from RefSeq and is a predicted model, not a curated record. Lineage: Eukaryota; Fungi; Ascomycota; Sordariomycetes; Hypocreales; Hypocreaceae.